CCCUGCCAGGCCAGACAGAGCCCAGCUAUAGCGCACUGCUCCCUGUGUGUGCCGGUAAUGAGACCAAUAGGCAGCCUAUACGCCUCUGCGCCGCAACUUCCGCCCGAAUCACUGUUCCAAACUACAAGCCCCAGGAUGCUUUGCGCCGUGUGAGCUGACUUCCUGCCAUGGCCCCGUCCGCUGCCGGUCACGUUUUAAUUCGGGGUGGAAUUAACCUCAUGAAGAUGGCCUCAGGGAAACUCCGAGUGGCUGUGAUUGGAGCAGGCGCUGCUGGCCUGUGCUGUGCCCAUAACCUCCUGGCGAGGCCUUCAAUCUAUGAAGCUCCAGUUGUAUUUGAGACGACGGGGCAAGUGGGGGGCACCUGGGUGUAUACAGAGGGUUCAGAGACCAACUCCCAUGUCCACUCCAGCAUGUACAGAGACCUCAGGACUAAUCUGCCCAAAGAAAUCAUGGAGUUCCCCGAUUUCAGCUUUGACCCCUCUGUCCCUUCAUUCCCUCAUCAUUCCAAGGUGCUGGAGUACCUGGAGGAUUACACAGACAAACUGGGAAUACGCCCACACAUACGGUUCAACUGCACGGUGGAGGUGAUUUCUCCAGUACUGGGGGACGGGGAUUCUGUACAGGUCCCGUGGGAGGUGACGUUCCGCACCCAGGGUGACGCGCAUCCUGUGACGCAGAGGUUUGAGGCUGUGAUGGUUUGUGCGGGACACUACUCUAAGCCCUAUAUCCCAGACAUCGCUGGAAUGGAAACGUUUCAAGGCCAGGUUCUGCACAGUCAUGUCUACCGGUACCCCGAGGUCUUCUCCUCCCGUUCCGUGGUUCUUUUGGGUUCAGGCCCUUCUGGGGUUGACAUUGCCAUGGAGCUGGCUUCCUAUGCCAAGGAGGUCACGCUAAGCCACCGGGGUUCCCCCCUUCAGUGGACUCUGCCCAAAAAUGUAUCCUUGGCCCCUGCUGUGGUCCAUGCUGCCCCCCAUACUUUGACCUGUUCGGAUGGGACUGAACUAAAGGCAGAUACUUUAAUAUUCUGCACCGGGUACAAAUACAACUACCCAUUUCUGGUACCGGCAAGAAGUAAUGGACAUCUGGCAUCUUCCCAGGAAUCACUGGGUGCAAACAACAAUCCCCAACCAUUUAAUCUAUUGGAAGAUGAUGAGUUCUUAGGUCCAGAUAUGGGCCAAGGCCACCUCCCACCGCUCUACAAGCACCUGAUCCAUGCCCGUUAUCCCACCUUGUGCUUUAUUGGGGCUUGUAAAAAAGUCGUUCCCUUCCCGCUGUUCAACUGUCAGGCUCUGUUCUUCCUGGCGGUGCUCGAGGGUAAAUGCCAGUUGCCCCGGCCCAGCCAAAUGCUGUCGGAGUCCCGCGAAGAGCUGAAGAAACACCUGCGAGAUGGACUGCCCCUUAAGUACUUGCACCGACUAGAAAGGGACCAGUGGAAGUAUAACCGCUGCCUAGAGGAGACUGCGGGAUUUGAACCCUUGCCCCCCGUGCUGGAGAAGAUAUACGAGGCCUGUAAGAGUUUUAGGAAAGCCGAUCCUACAUCCUACAGGGAACUCAACUUCCAGAUCGUCAACAAAGAUCAGUUUAGAAUCAUUUCCAGUUAGGAAAUAUAAUGUCCUAUAUAUAGUCUAUCCCUGGUCUCACCAUAAGGCCAAAACCCAUUGGCCGAUGCACAGCUGCCGGCCUCUAGUGGGUGGUGCCUAAAUAUGAAUCGCGCACUGGGGAUCCAGGAAGUGCUGAUUAGAGUAGCCAUCUUGGCUUCUCUGGCUACUGCUGUAGGAUUCUGACAGCCCUACUUAGCUAAUCAACAGCUGAAGCACCAAUGAGUUCCAAUUGGAAGGGCAAGUUCUAUGAUUGGUUGCUAUGGGUUCCUACACUACGGCCAUUAGAUCUUCUCCCGAUAUCCCCACCUACGGGGUUGUAUGGAAGGCUUUUGUUAUGUUUCUAUAGGGGGUUAGAAAAUGUUCUACAGUGGGGAAAAGUAAUAAUUAUAGAUGCAGAGUUCAUAGC
Molecule: messenger RNA, 2007 nt
Organism: Xenopus tropicalis (tropical clawed frog)
Lineage: Eukaryota; Metazoa; Chordata; Amphibia; Anura; Pipidae
Gene: fmo4l
Product: flavin-containing monooxygenase FMO GS-OX-like 4 like
Exons: 6
Coding region: 168-1601 (477 amino acids)
Molecular function (GO): N,N-dimethylaniline monooxygenase activity; NADP binding; flavin adenine dinucleotide binding
Source: RefSeq, a predicted model, not a curated record